AUGGAUACCUCAAACCUUCUCCUAAUGCCUGCAGAGAUACGAAAUAAAAUUUACGAGGAAUGUCUAGUCAAAGAUAUUAUCAGCAAACCAGAAUCAACAAAUGAAGUUCGGCAUCCGACACUCGGUUUGAUGCCAAGUAUCUUAAGCACCAACAAACUCAUCUGGCAAGAAGCAUCCUAUAUCCUUUAUUCGCAACCAAUUUAUCUCCUGAUUGAUCAGUCAAGCUUACGAUCACCAAUUUUCCGCAACCGUGGGUCAACAACAGUCAGCUCAUUAUCUAAAAUUCUGUACCCCGUUCUGGAGAAUGUUCGCCACUGGAAAAUCGUCCUGGACUUUCGAAACGCUAGUAUAUAUCAAGAAUCUCCGAGUAAGCCUAAUUGUUUGGAGCAAUUCUGUCGAGCUAUUUUCCGAAAUGGAACACCACCCAAGUCACUCGACAUAGCAAUAGACCCCCGUUUUCAGGAAGACAUUAAGGUUAUACGUCUCUAUCGUUACGGUCUUGAGAGAAUACUCCAACCCUUUAAAAUACUUCGGAACAUCAAGCACGUCGUUAUCCGAGAAGCUAUCGCUUCUGACGUUACAACAACGUACACCAAUGCAAGCUCGCCGCUUUACCGUGAGCAAGAUUCAGGGCUGGCUGGGCAGGAAGAUUUGAUUACAGAAGUUAUAGAACUCAUGAAAAGUUCUUCCAUUGUUGAGACGACUUUUGAGAUUAAUGACUCGCUUUCAGUCUAUACAAACGCAUUUUCUAAGUCUCUCGAAACCAGGGGGGGCAAGGGAGUAUUGGAGAUGCCGAGACGAAGGGACAAAGAUACGUACCACUUUAGGCUACCCAACGAAGGCCAUAUGAAUUUCACUCUCAAUGAAGUUUACUUUUGGGAAAUUGGUUCAACUCUUGGUCACCAUAGAACUCUGGGGGAAAGCCCACGAUUGUUAAAAGAAAUAACCAAAUGGAGUACGGGCUGGGUUGGUCGCUGUGACCCCGAUUUCCUUGACCCCAAAGUAAGAGAGGACUAUGGUUUCGAUGCUUUAUAUUCGUACACAACCUUGCUGAAAAAUGAACCUGUGGCGGUAUCAGCUCAGGAAGCGAAGCAGGCAUUUGAAGCAAACGACAUUACAGCUCUCAAACUUGCAAGAUCAAAGGCCAUAGAGGUCCAUGAGUCUCACUACAAGUUAAUUAUCCAAGCCGCAAAACAACUGAACGACUUUAUCAAGUCGCAAAAAUGCCACGGCGGUAUCUUCGAUGCAACGCUAAUCGACUCCGACAAAUAUCCACCAGAACAUGACGGAACGCUAUACUCGGAAGCAAUGUUCCUCGUCGACGAAUACGCCGAAACCCUUCGUCCGCAAUUAAGCUCCAAGCACCAAGAAUUCCUACGUAAGCACGCGCUUGCUUUCGUUGAUAUUCGGAGGGAGCGAAUGCUGCAGGUUGUCGGGGUGAUCUUCGAUAAUGGAAUCACGGAAGGCUGUAAAUGGAGGAAGAUGUUUAGAAAUGUCGUCGACAAUAUGGAUAAACAAUUGUUGGAGAUUCGGGAAACGAGAAAGCAGGUACUCGCCUACGACUUUUUGGGAGAACCAGGAGUCAAGCUUGAUCAUGAGAUGAACUUGUGCGAGCUGGUUAAUUGGGAAGUUAAUGAGCCUCCAAUUGGGUGUUUGGAAGAAGUGGCAGAGCUGAGUUCGAGUCUGAGCAAGUACUCGCUCCGUUCAGCACACUAG
Molecule: messenger RNA, 1716 nt
Organism: Glarea lozoyensis ATCC 20868
Lineage: Eukaryota; Fungi; Ascomycota; Leotiomycetes; Helotiales; Helotiaceae
Exons: 1
Coding region: 1-1716 (571 amino acids)
Source: RefSeq, a predicted model, not a curated record